GGCUGCGGGGCGCGCCGGGCUGGCGAGGGCCCCUGCUCGCCGCUGCCGGAACACCCCGGGACCCCGCCGCACAAGACUUUCCGCAAGCUGCGGCUCUUCGACACGCCGCACACGCCCAAGAGUUUGCUCUCCAAAGCUCGAGGAAUUGAUUCCAGCUCUGUUAAACUCCGAGGUGGUUCUCUGUUCAUGGAUACAGAAAAAUCAGGAAAAAGGGAAUUUGACAUGCGACAGACUCCUCAAGUGAAUAUUAAUCCUUUUACCCCAGAUUCUGUGUUACUUCACUCCUCAGGACAGUGUCGUAGAAGAAAGCGAACACAUUGGAAUGAUUCUUGUGGUGAAGACAUGGAAGCCAGUGAUUAUGAGUUUGAAGAGGAAACAAGACCUGCUAAAAGAAUCACAAUUACUGAAAGCAAUAUGAAGUCACGGUAUACAACAGAAUUUCAUGAGCUAGAGAAAAUUGGCUCUGGAGAAUUUGGUUCUGUGUUUAAGUGUGUGAAGAGGCUGGAUGGAUGCAUUUAUGCCAUUAAGCGAUCAAAAAAGCCAUUGGCUGGCUCCGUUGAUGAGCAGAACGCUUUGAGGGAAGUAUAUGCCCAUGCAGUGCUUGGACAACAUUCUCAUGUAGUUCGAUACUUCUCUGCAUGGGCCGAAGAUGAUCAUAUGCUUAUACAGAAUGAGUAUUGUAAUGGUGGAAGUUUAGCUGAUGCCAUAAGUGAAAACUAUAGAAGCAUGAGUUACUUUACAGAAGCAGAGUUGAAGGAUCUCCUUUUGCAAGUUGGUCGGGGCUUGAGGUACAUUCAUUCAAUGUCUUUGGUUCACAUGGAUAUAAAGCCUAGUAAUAUUUUCAUAUCUCGAACCUCAAUCCCAAAUGCUGCCUCUGAAGAAGGAGAUGAAGAUGACUGGGCAUCCAACAAAGUUAUGUUUAAAAUAGGUGAUCUUGGGCAUGUAACAAGGAUCUCUAGUCCACAAGUUGAAGAGGGUGAUAGCCGUUUUCUUGCAAAUGAAGUUUUGCAGGAGAACUAUACCCAUCUACCAAAAGCGGAUAUUUUUGCCCUUGCCCUCACAGUGGUAUGUGCUGCUGGUGCUGAACCUCUUCCUAGAAAUGGAGACCAAUGGCAUGAAAUCAGACAGGGUAGAUUACCUCGGAUUCCACAAGUGCUUUCCCAAGAGUUUACAGAGUUGUUAAAAGUUAUGAUUCAUCCAGACCCAGAGAAAAGACCUUCAGCAAUGGCACUGGUAAAGCAUUCAGUAUUGCUAUCUUCUUCUAGAAAAAGUGCAGAACAAUUACGAAUAGAAUUGAAUGCUGAAAAAUUCAAGAAUUCACUUUUACAGAAAGAACUCAAGAAAGCCCAGAUGGCAAAAGCUGCAGCUGAGGAAAGAGCACUCUUCACUGAUCGGAUGACCACUAGGUCCACCACCCAGAGUAAUAGAACAUCUCGACUUAUUGGAAAGAAAAUGAACCGCUCUGUCAGCCUUACCAUAUACUGAACUACUCAUUUCCCACCUCCCGCAAAAAACUGUGACAAGAGGAAGCUAGGUUGAAAUCACUGCUAGAAUCCAGUUUGCAAUUACUUUCUCAAUCGGUGUCAGUAGUUUUACUGAAAUACCUUUAGGACUUUUACUUGUGAAUUACAGUUGAAAGCUGUAUUUUGACCAGUGCUCUAUCAGGCUUUUGUCUAGUCUUACUAGUCUGUCUUUUGUAGGAUGUCAGUCACUGUUGGAUGUUACACCAGCCUUUCCAGGGUUAACCACUGUGGUGGUGUGCUGCUUAUAGUUUGCUGUUGCAUUGUAAUAAAGGGUGACUUUCCCUAUAGUGACCUGUAAAAAGGACUCAAGGGCUUUAUUACAAACAUAUUCUCCCUUUGAAAAGGGAAAUGCUAAGAGACUCUGUACUACUCAGCCUUCAGUGUACCUGUGUGUCAAUCUUAUAUUUCUUUUUUUUUUAAUUGUGAAUUAUACUUGUAUAUCCAACUGGGAGCACUUUGUAGGCACUGCAUGAACCAUGGAAUGGUAAUUCUAUGGAAGUAUUGCCUUGUGAAUUUGCUGCUAUUUUAGUUUUGUCCUUGCUGUAAACUUGUAGCAUUAAACAAUCAUUGUUGUUAAUAGGCUUUUUUGGAAAACAAUUAUGUGAAAUAUAUAGCUGCUCUUGAUGACAAGUAGCUAUUUGCCUUUUUUUUCUUUGAACUUUGAAGCUAGUGCAUUGGAGUAAUGCACCUUUUUUCCCCUUUUGGAUUGCUGUAUUAAUGUAGUAUAAUUAUUACUGGUUUUGUAAUUUUUCCUGAUAAUGUCCUUCCCUGGCCCUUUUUUAAAAUGUUUCCUCCCUCCACCCAAGUUUUGUACUUGAUUAUAUUGUUAGUCUGUUUUUAGAUGUUUUCCCUGGUUUUUCUUCAGUGUUUGUGUAUAUAAACUAAUCUUGGCGAUAGUGUACAUAGCUGUUUGAAAUGCCAGAAUGACUUCUGACUAUUCCAAGCUUUUCACAAAAUAUAUUUCAUCAAUAAUUAGCCAUUUGACUAAUAAUAUUGGCUAAUCAGACAUUGCAAAAACAAAAACAACAUAGAAUUUGUCUAUUGUUUGCCUAUUAAUUUUGGUUUAAAAUAUGUUUGCACAUGUCUGCUUGACUUGUGUUUAACAUCAAUUGGCAUAUUAAAAGUCACUCUGAGCUUACCAUAAUUGUCUAAAUCUUUGUGAUGCCCGUUUUCUAUUUAAUCUCUACUAUCACUACAUUUUAACAUUUAGAGUAUAAUGUAUAUGAAGUCCAAAAGCAGAGGGCACACUUUUGAUAGACUAUGAAACAAUUAUUAUUUUAAUGAUGAGCUUUAGUCUACAUCAGUUAUAUUUUGUGAUUGAAGAAAAAUUUGUCCAUUAAUGAUAAAUGUUUUCCAUUUUUCAUUUAUUUAAUAUCACAUUGCAUAUUAUACAUUUGAUCUGCUAGAAAUGUAAUACAGUUUAAAAUAACUUUAAGUGGAUGUAAUGACUCAUAAUUUUCUAAUUUGAGCUGAGUCACAGAAGAGAGCUUUAAAAUGAGAUUGUAACUCAAUUGAACUAGGCUGGAUUUUUUAAGAAUUGAGAGAGCAGAUUUAAAGGAUAAACAGUGCUAAUUCUAUGUGUGAACUAGUAUGGAUUUUUUAAGAAUGAGAGCAGAUUUAAGUGAUUAACAGUGCUAAUUCUACAUGACAUCUUUUUCUAAUGUAGUUUAGAACCAGAGUAAGAUCUCACACAUACACAGACACAUAAAGAUGUCACAAGAGUCUUGUACUGUUUGAUCAUGGGUAAAUAAUUUGUCUGAUUAGGGUCUACUUCUUCCCACUGUAAACAUUUCUAAUAACUUUAUUCAGCUUUUAAGCCUAUGGCAUGCUAUAAAGCACAUUUUAGAGGUGUGAAAGGAAUUAGUGUAGACAGGAACAUUAGAUAAGAAAGCUUAUCAGUGUGGGUGACAGACAACCUAAAAAGCUGCUGCAAAGGUAACAUUUUGGUAGUCACUGAAGACAAAGCUACAAACAGUAAAAUUGGUGUGUAUUGGGAUCACUCAAAGUCAAGGUGCAGUUUUCAAGUGCACUAGCUUCAAAGAAAAAUCAUGUGUUUUUCAUCAAGUUGAUAUUUGCAAUAAAUUUUUCACAUAUUGUUUAAGAAUAUUAGAUUAAGUAGGGAAAAAAAUCUUUUCUAAGAAGGAAUUCUUAAGCCAUCUGAAAGCUGAGAUUUGGGCUUAUAUUUAUUCACCAUAGGAUACUAAAUUGAGUGCCUUUUAUGUGCUAAUUGGUAACCAAAGACUAGUGAAAAAUAGUCUUUGUCCCUUGGUACCCAGGGUAAAAUAGAGGAGACCUAGAUAAACAUAAAAUGUGGUAAGUGCUACGUUGGAGGGAUUCUACAGGUAGAGUGAUAGCUCAAAGGACAAUUACAUAGCUUGGGAAGAUGCUGAUGGUAGAGCAGUGAGUAGAUCCGAGGAAUUAUGUGUAGACUGGUUUCACAGCUAUUGUUCUUACUCAGGGCAAAAGUAAAGAGGACCUGAACUAGGACCCCUGUAGAUGGACAGCUGGGAAUAGGGUUUUCGUUAGAUGGGAACACUGAACAGGUGUUCGUUUUUACAACAGAAUGAGAACUUGUUAGCAUAACACCAGGAGGAAGCUACAACUGCUAAUAUUGAAGCAUUGAAGAAUUUUCCAGAAAAGUUAACUGGAAUGCAAAGUUAAAUGCUGUUAUUAUUUGAGACAUAUUUAACAACGAUAAAACUACUGUUUUGGAAAGCUGGUUUUAGGAAGGAAAUUUUAAAAUCUUGACUAUGCAGUUGGGUAGGAGGAAUCCAUUGCAGUUGAGUGCAAAUGGAUUUGUUGCCUUACCUUUAACUUGCCAAGGCUCUCCGCCUUUAAUUAGCAAGCUAAUGUGUUUUGAAGGACAAAUUCUGAAGCUUUGGUUUUCAUUUUCACUCUGUUCCAGAGGUCAAGAAAUAAUGGCAUUUAAAAUAUUGCUAACAGCUGGAUUGGGUAGUGCUUUAAGCUGUCUUCUAAUUCUUAAAGCAGCAGCAUCCUGACAGAGUAGUUUUCCUCCCCAGUUCUCCACAAAGCAUUUUUCUGACUUUAGCCAACAGAUCAAAUAAGUCAUUGCAUCCUUAAGGUUUAUUUACUUGUGAAAUUUUUAAAGGCCCAGUGAAAGCAAUCAACAAGGAGGAUGGAUCGAAAAAGAAUUUUGAAAGUGUUUUGGAUAUUGUGAAAAUCUUAAGUGAAGCCUGAAACUAGGAAUUUGGAGGAAUCUGCCUCAUUCAGUAUUUUGAAGGCAUUUGUAGAAAUGUAAAAAGUAUCAAUAAACUUAUUUGACAUUG
Suricata suricatta (meerkat) is the source of this 4810-nucleotide messenger RNA. It is a transcript of the gene WEE1, whose product is annotated as WEE1 G2 checkpoint kinase. Gene Ontology annotation, biological process: mitotic cell cycle; protein phosphorylation. Gene Ontology annotation, molecular function: ATP binding; magnesium ion binding; non-membrane spanning protein tyrosine kinase activity. Gene Ontology annotation, cellular component: nucleus. The coding region runs from base 187 to 1485 and encodes 432 amino acids. The record is from RefSeq and is a predicted model, not a curated record. The transcript is spliced from 11 exons. Lineage: Eukaryota; Metazoa; Chordata; Mammalia; Carnivora; Herpestidae.